AUGAAGCUUUCUCCCAGCAAGCUGGCCUUGUUGUCAGUCGGCCUAGCCCAUUGGGCGUCUGCCCGUGUGGUCCAGUUCCAGAUUGAUCUGACCUACGAAGAUCAUGAGGUUGCUGGAUUUGUGCGCAAGACGAUUCUCAGCAAUGGGCAAUUCCCUGGUCCACACCUCCAAUUGAAGCAGGGCGACGAGGUGGAGUUUCUGGUGAACAACUCGAUGCCUAUGGCGACCACUGUUCAUUUCCACGGUGUUGGGCAGCUUGGCACGCCAUGGUCGGACGGUGUGCCAGGAUUAACCCAGGAGCUCAUUCAGCCCGGGGAGCAGUAUCUGUACACGUGGACGGCCAAUGAUUAUGGUACCUAUAUCUAUCACUCCCACUCCAGAGCUCUGCUGGAUGAUGGUUUGUAUGGCUCAAUCUACAUUGAGCCUGCGGAGUCCGUGGAAAGACCGUUCGAUUUGAUCGCCGAGAAUCCAGACGAAUUGCAGGCAAUGCUGGACGCGGAGCAGAAUACGCAGCCGAUCUUGCUAUCGGACUGGAAGCACUUCGACUCGACUGAGGUCCUGCAACUGGAGAAAGACUCUGGGGUGGAGAACGUCUGUACCAGUGCCGUUCUGGUCAACGGCAAGGGUUCCGUGUUUUGCCCUCCUCAAGAGCAUAUCAAUGCGAUCACAACACCUGCCCAAAAAGCUCUCGUGGGUAAUGGAACUUUGACUGAUAUGGGUUCUAUCGCGGAAUCAUUCCCGAUCGAUCCUAGCAAGCUGCCAGAUGGUUACUAUAAAGGCUGCAUGGCUAGCGAGGGGCCUACCGAGGUCCUAAGCGUGACCGCUGGGUAUCAGAGUUACGAUUUAAUCAGCAUGGGUGGAGUGACUGCCCUCGUUUUCUCCAUCGAUGAGCACCCCAUGUACGUGUACGCGGUGGACGGCCGCUAUGUUGAGCCCAUGCUGGUCGAUGCCAUCAAUAUCCCUAUCGGAUCACGAUACUCGAUUCUAGUCAAGUUGGAUCGGCCCGCUGCAGACUACACUGUCCGUGUUGCCAACAGCUACACAACUCAAGCCAUCAAUGGCACGGCUGUCCUGUCUUACGAAAAGCAGGGAUCCAGCGGAUCUGGAGGCUCGAGCAGUCCCUCCCAGCCAUACAUCACCGAGGUUGGGAGCAAUGCCACUGCCAGCACGGUCUUCCUGAACGAGACCAACGUGGUUCCUUUUCCUGCGGUAGCACCCGCUGUCAACGUUGAUCGCACAUAUUUUAUCGAUAUUGAACCAUACAACUCAUCCUACACCUGGAAAAUGCACAAUGCCAGUUACGCAUCAUCGAAUGAGCAGCUAUUCCCGGUGCUAUACAACCGCAGCUCGAUCCCAGCGCAGUAUACUGUGUCCACACUGAACGAUACCUGGGUGGAUCUCAUUAUCAACAUAACGACUGCCGGUCAGCCAAAUCAUCCUAUUCAUAAACAUUCCAACAAGUACUUCGUUAUCGGAUCGGGCCAAGAGGCAUUCACCUACUCGUCAGUGGCAGAAGCCAUGCAAUAUAUCCCGCAGAACUUCAAUCUGGACGCGCCUCAGAUGCGAGACACUUUCUUCUCGCCCGCCUCCGCGACGGGCCCUACCUGGUUGGCUUUGAGAUACCAUGUGGUCAACCCUGGCCCUUUCCUGAUGCAUUGCCAUUUGCAGAUGCAUCAGAAUGGAGGCAUGGCGAUAGCAUUGCUGGAUGGAGUGAACGCUUGGCCCAACACAACUGAGCAUCGAAUGCCAGUGAAGGCUACCCCAUGA
Molecule: messenger RNA, 1767 nt
Organism: Aspergillus homomorphus CBS 101889
Lineage: Eukaryota; Fungi; Ascomycota; Eurotiomycetes; Eurotiales; Aspergillaceae
Product: multicopper oxidase
Exons: 3
Coding region: 1-1767 (588 amino acids)
Molecular function (GO): copper ion binding; oxidoreductase activity
Source: RefSeq, a predicted model, not a curated record